Molecule: messenger RNA, 3501 nt
Organism: Nothobranchius furzeri (turquoise killifish)
Lineage: Eukaryota; Metazoa; Chordata; Actinopteri; Cyprinodontiformes; Nothobranchiidae
Source: RefSeq, a predicted model, not a curated record
UUACAUUUUGAACAUUUUGGAAUUCAUUUGUUGUGGAAUCUGCCAUGGUUGCUAGGCAACGGGACAACAACAAAAAAAGGGCAAACAUAAAGGGUACAGGCAAGCUGAUGACAUCAUAAAGGCAAGAGAACUCUGCUCAGAGCACACUCUCAUUUCAGUAGUGACUGACGUCGGCUGACUAGCACAUCGCUCUGUCAUGGCUUACCCUACCAUUAGCAACCACAUGUCAAACCACAAGAUUUCAAGUAAAUCUGAGCUCUCGUGGUACGAAAUGGUUGUACAACAGGUGGAAGUCGAUUAUGAUGAAAUAAUUGACUUUGAUAUGGACUGUGAACAGCAGGUGACCCUUAAACAAGAAAUGGAGACUCCUGAGUUUAAGGAAACCGAAAACCAAUCCACUAUUUCUGCUGAGCCAAAGAUUCCUCUUCAGGAACUUCUGAAACAGGAAAAUGACAAAAGAGUGGCAGCAGAAGCUUGCUACCUAUCAUUUAUAGAACAGACUGAAGAAUUAGACAAGUGGAUGGAUUGUCAGCAGAACAAGUUUGUGACGCUGGACAUGAAAUUACAGGAGCAGAAGAACGUAAACGAGGAUUUAAAUCAGAUCUGCUCUGAUCUUAAAGGAGAAACAGAAGAGGGCUCUAGGUUUUCUGGAAUACCAAGAAAAGGUUUGGAAACUAUGAUUAUGGAUCUGGAAAUGCAGCUGAGUGAUGAAAACGCAGACCGAAUCAAGACUGAAAAGAAACUUGACGAUAAGCAGGUGAGUUUCAAACAGCAGCUUGAACAAAAAGACUUGCUCUGUGAAAAUCUGCAGGACAAUUUAAACCAGGAACGCCAGCUCAGACUCAGCUAUGAGCAAGACCUGAAGAACUCCCAGCAUAUAGUCACGGUGAACGAAAACCUGAAGGAGGUCAGAGACCUGAAGAGACAGAACAGUGACUUAAGAAAGAUGCUGGAUAAAGUCAAGAGAGACCAAAGACUCGCAGAGACAAAACGUCUAGGAGAGCAAAACUAUUUCAAACACCAGCUCAAAGAAAAGAAACUGGUUUGUGAAAAUCUAGAAAAGAGUCUCAGCAAAGAAAGCCAGCGUCGUCUGCUCUGUGAAAAAGAGCUGAAAGAAACCAAAGAUCAGAUUAGUGUGAUGAGCGGAAACAUGAAAAAACUAACAAUCGAUCUGAACAAGACAAACGUGGAGCUCAGCGAGAAGCUAGCUAAGGCAGAUGAGAUGUCUGAAGAGCUGGAGAGCUGUAAACAGCAGCUCCAGCAGAAAUCUUCUGUCUGCGAAGAGCUUCGAGAGAGUCUGACCAAAGAACGACAGCUUAGACUUAAUAAUGAAGCUGAACUGAUGGAAAACAAAGUGAAACUCGUUGAGAUUUCUCAGCUGAAGCAGGAAAAAGACCAGUUGCAGCAGAGAAACAUCUAUCUCUGUGUCACGAUGUACCAACUGAGCUGCGGAAGAAAUGAGGAAGUAGAGAAAUUUAAAACACAGCUGACACAAACUUGUGAAAUACUCCAAAACAAUCUCACUGAAGAGAGAAAGCUCAGACUGAGUUAUGAGGCGGAGCUGGAUAAAAACAGGGCUAUAAUUAGUGAGAAUUCUCACCUCAAAAACGAAAUCAUCGAUUUAAAGCAGAGAAACGCGGAUCUCUGCCAGAUGAUAGAGAAGGAGAGCUUCAGGAAAAUUGAACUGGAGAAGACAUUUGUUAUGGAGUUGGACAGCUUGAAGACACAGCUUACAGAAAAGACUUCAGUCUGCGAACAACUACGAACCAGAAGAGACGAGGAACUGGAGAACUUUAAAACACAGCUGACAGAAAUUUCUGAAGAACUCCAAAACACUCUCUCUGAAGAGAAAAAGCUCAGACUGAGUUAUGAGGCGGAGCUGGAUAAAAACAGAGCUAUAAUAAGUGAAAAUUCUCACCUCAAAAACGAAAUCAUCGAUUUAAAGCAGAGAAACGCGGAUCUCUGCCUGGUGAUCGACCAGCAGAACGUUCAAAGAGCCGAAUCAGACAGGAAGCUAGCUCAGGAGCUGCAGAGCGUCGAGCAGCAGCUGCAACGUAAAACUUCUGUCUGCGAAGAGCUUCGAGAGAGUCUGACCAAAGAACGACAGCUUAGACUUAAUAAUGAAGCUGAACUGAUGGAAAACAAAGUGAAACUCGUUGAGAUUUCUCAGCUGAAGCAGGAAAAAGACCAGUUGCAGCAGAGAAACAUCUAUCUCUGUGUCACGAUGUACCAACUGAGCUGCGGAAGAAAUGAGGAAGUAGAGAAAUUUAAAACACAGCUGACACAAACUUGUGAAAUACUCCAAAACAAUCUCACUGAAGAGAGAAAGCUCAGACUGAGUUAUGAGGCGGAGCUGGAUAAAAACAGAGCUAUAAGUAGUGAGAAUUGUCACCUCAAAAACGAAAUCAUCGAUUUAAAGCAGAGAAACUCGGAUCUCUGCCUGGUGAUCGACCAGCAGAACGUUCAAAGAGCCGAAUCAGACAGGAAGCUAGCUCAGGAGCUGCAGAGCGUCGAGCAGCAGCUGCAACAUAAAACUUCUCUUUGUGAAAACCUGAAAGACGGUUUCUCCAACAGACUUACCCUCAUGCAUGAACUGUAUGAGAAACUGGAGUCAAAAACGAGUCUCUGUGAUAAACUGGAGAAGCAGUUUAUAGCAGAGCAACAGCGGAGACUCGGUCUGCAGUCUGAGCUCAACAGGGUUAAGGAUCUCAUCACAUUAGAAAAUAUGGAAGACACCGAGCCAAACGAGUUUUUAAUAAACUGCAGGUCCCAAGGAGAACUUCCACAAUCCGUCAGCAGCAAACGGGAAAAGAUCUCCAAGUGGAGAUGCUUCAAGAAGUGUAUAACUCCGACGUGUCUCCGUAAACACAAACGCACAUCUGACGACUAACCACUCCCCCUCAAGAAACAGCUAAUCUGAUGACGAGUGAAUAUGAUUACCCCUAUUUUAGCAGACUUACACCGACUUCCUGAUUUUAGUUUGACGGCCCCUAUCGAACCCACUCAGGCGGUGACACGGUCCUCUCCCACGAGUUUCUGUGGCGUCUGAAAACCCACGUUUUUAGCUUAGCUUGUGUUUAAACGCUGGUGAUCAGUCGUGUCUGUUAGAGACCACAGGGAGGCCGUUCUUUUAUGUUCAUGACCUGACUUGUCCAUCUCACCCCCCUCCCCCUUAUGAAAAAAAGGGGCAUCAUGGUGACACAGUGAUUAGCACUGUUGCCUCUCAACAAGGUUGCAGGUUGAAAUCUCAGCUGUUGUCAUGUUUGAGGGUAAUUUCUUGACCCACGACAUGAAGAAUCAGCAUCGAGAGACAGAAGGUAAGUUUAAAUGAUUUAUUUUGAAUGGGAGAGGUAGCCGAAGCUUCUGCAGGACUGGAGGGAUCCGUGGGGUCUGAGAGAGGAAGAGAGGUCAGAGUCUGGAGCAACGUGAGACGAUGAUGAAAAAAUAAGAAGGCUUACUGUUUCCUGAAUGAUCCGGUAUUUUGUGUGUGUGUGUGUGUGG